CCUCCAAAUCACUCCUGCUUUGCUCAUGCUAAAAGCUAAAAGCAAAGUAAACAACUAUGAGGCUGUCCCUGUGUCUCCUGCUGGUCACUCUGGCCCUUUGCUUCUAUGAGGCCAAUGCGGGGGCCUGUCCAUCCCUGGUUAAAGAACUGAAACUCACCGUAACUGGCAGUCCCACACAAUUGAGGGCUCAACUUGCCAAAUAUAAUGCAACAAAGGAUGAAGUGGCGGCAGAAUUGGAAGUGAAGAAAUGCAUAGACCAGAUGCCCUCAGAUGACAUACAGCAUAUUAUAGACACAUUGAAUCAAAUUGUCUCAAACUGCCAGUGAUACAUGCUAUUGUAUCCUAAAUUACACUGAUCUAACACUGAUCACCUACUCUUCCUUGAAAAUGUGAAGGUUUCAACGUCUUGCUUCAAUAAAUUUCCUGCCCUGCA
Molecule: messenger RNA, 433 nt
Organism: Cynocephalus volans (Philippine flying lemur)
Lineage: Eukaryota; Metazoa; Chordata; Mammalia; Dermoptera; Cynocephalidae
Product: secretoglobin family 1D member 2-like
Exons: 3
Coding region: 57-326 (89 amino acids)
Biological process (GO): signal transduction
Source: RefSeq, a predicted model, not a curated record